CACAAAUUCAUGCAUAUAAUUUAAAUUUUAAUUAUUUACUAUUAGAAUAUAACAUUUUAAAAUUAGAUGGUUUAAAUUUUACAAUGGCUGAAGCAGAAUGGGACAAAAACUCAAACGAACUGGAAUUGGAUUUACUAACAAAUGUACAAAAAGAAUUUAAUAAAAAAAAUUAUGAAGCCUGUUUGAAAAUCCUCGAUCAACAAGGAAGUGGAAAUCAAAUUUCAGAGUUUAAAAACCAUCAUAACAAAGCUAUUGUAAAAUUUUAUAUGUCAAAUUGUAAAGACUACAAAAACUUAUUAGAAUUUCUGGUAGAGCAUGUAGCAAAGUUUAAGGGUAGUUCAAAUGAGGCGAAAUACAGUAUCUCAACUGCUUGUUACAAUAUGGCUGUAAUUUACUAUCAACUACGAAAACCCUACGCAGCGUUGGAAAUUUUAAAUACAAUAGUAAAUAAAAUAGAAGAUUUAGAUGAAUCUAUUGGAUGUCGAAUUGGAUUAUUAAUGUUGAGCUUGUUGUUACAAGUGAAUCAAGUUAAGAAAGCCGUUUCCUUUCUUAAGGUCUUAGAAAAGCAGUUAAAAAUUUGUAUUGAAAAUUUCACUGUCGAAGAGUAUUCAUCAGUUGAUGAUGUCAAUGGCACAGAUCGUAUGUUUCGGCUUAUGUCCUUAUUAACAUCAAUUGUUAAUCAAAAUUUUGUCAAUGUUCCUGAAGAUGGGAGUGCUGAAUUCGCGGUUUUGAAGGCUCAUAGUUAUUAUGUUGGAAAAGACUUUCAAAUGGCUGCCAAACAACUUUCUAAGAAGUUUACAGCAAGUUGGUGUCCAACUAUAAAUCACGGAGAAAACGAGGACACAGUUAUUUCGAACAAUAUGGGUGUAAUACACUUGCGUGUUCGACAUUAUGCUAUAGCAGCAAGGUUUUUCCAAAAUGCUAUCCAAUUCGACUUGAAAAUGUCAGAAAAUUGGAAAAAUUUGUCAUUACAUAAUAUGGGUGCAUCGAAAAUGCCAGAAAUCAUGUAUAACCUGGGUAUAUCAAUGUUACAUCUACAACGUCCAAAAGAUGCGUUUGAUUGUUUUCUAAUACCAUUAAAGAUAUAUUAUAAAAAUCCAAGACUAUGGUUGCGAGUAGCCGAAUCUUGUAUUAUGUUUUAUGAAAAAAAUAACACAGAGAUUGACAAAAAUCGUAUAGUGUCAUCAGUUAUUGGAACUGGAAUUCAUAGGAAAUAUGUUUUAGAACCAUCGCCGAAGAUUAAGUUUUCUGAAGAUGGACAAUCCUCAGCGAUUCCUAACCCAAAUUUAGAAUUUGCCGCUCUAUGUCUUCGAAAUGCGGUCAGUUUAGUCGAAAGUUAUAAACACAAAUUUAUAACUUCAGAAAAUUUAGACGGUAUGGAAUCAGAUAGGGUUUGGAAUGAAGUUAAUGACAACAAUUUUUGUUCUCCUUCAAUUCCUGUAAAUAAAGAAGCUUUUGAUAAUCUAAGGGCUGCCAUUUAUGCUGCUUCUAGCUAUGUAUCUAUCAAACUGGGGGAUUUUGUUAUAGCACUGGAAUACGCGAAAACAUUGCUUGAAUUGGAAAACCUUUCUGAUGCAUACACAAUGCUUGGAAACUUAUACUGCGCGGAAUCAUUGGUUAUGCUAAACCGUUUAGUUGAAGCUAGGGUUCAUUUAGAACCGAAAAUAGUAAAAAAUUCCAAUUAUUUUGAUUUUGAGACCCGUCUGUGGCAAUUAAACUCUUUAGAAGCAGCGCAAGCAGUAAUUAAAUAUAAUUUAGUUGUGAUUUUAGUUUUGCAAGGGGAGUUCGAUGUAGCUAAGGCUUUUCUUACCACAUUUACCCACCCAGUAGUUAUGAACAAAGUGAAACUGUUGAAAAUGUAUAUCGAAGUGGCAACUGGAAAAUUUUGAAAAAUUAUUAAAGUUACAAGGAUUAAAGCCAAUUAAAACAUAAAUUAUAAAAAAUAUGUGUAAAUUCAAAAAAUAAUGAAAAUAGUUUUUAAAAUAAUUGUAAAGAGAGAAUAAA
This is a messenger RNA of Condylostylus longicornis, 2004 nucleotides long. RefSeq names its product CCR4-NOT transcription complex subunit 10 (gene Not10). Gene Ontology annotation, cellular component: CCR4-NOT complex. The record is from RefSeq and is a predicted model, not a curated record. Lineage: Eukaryota; Metazoa; Arthropoda; Insecta; Diptera; Dolichopodidae. Gene Ontology annotation, molecular function: protein binding. The transcript has 8 exons. The coding region runs from base 84 to 1889 and encodes 601 amino acids. Gene Ontology annotation, biological process: negative regulation of translation; mRNA catabolic process.